This is a messenger RNA of Esox lucius (northern pike), 7767 nucleotides long. RefSeq names its product A kinase (PRKA) anchor protein 6 (gene akap6). The record is from RefSeq and is a predicted model, not a curated record. Bases 446 to 7540 code for a protein of 2364 amino acids. Lineage: Eukaryota; Metazoa; Chordata; Actinopteri; Esociformes; Esocidae. The transcript is spliced from 16 exons.
UAAUUUUACGGUCUGUACACACGUUAUUAAAAUGUAAUGUAGUCAUGCAGAUGGAGUUUACGGGCAACAGUCAGCUGAAUGGAUUCACUCGAGCCACUCCCACCCCCAGCCAGGCAGCCUCUCAGGGGAGGAGAGGAGCGUGAAGCACCACACCGCCUGGACCAAUCGCCGCGCGGCACUGCCCCUCCAUCACGUCUUAGUUUCCAAGGCAACAGGCUGGGCCGUUCUCCUGAAAGGCGCCGCAUCAUCGCCGACCGUCCACCCGGGGCUGCCGUAGAACCAGCAGGCACGCAGCCGGUCCUGUCAGGCACCUCCCUCUCUCUCCCCUCACGCUGCACCGUCGUCUCCGUCAACACUCAGGAAGCACACGGGUGGAGUAAGAAGUCGACUAUGGUAGCUGAUUGAGAAAGGCCCCGUUGACCACUGGACCUAGCUGUUAUUCACCAUGAACGUGGCUGUCUCCCCCAUGGCCAGCGAGGCCUACUCACCCAUGAUCACCUCCGUUACACCCACCCUGGAGGCGAGCAUUAAGGACGAGGAGGCCGGCCCCAGCCAGGGGGAUCUUUGUGGCGAGGUGCUUGUCCAGGAUAGGGACUCUAGCCAGAGGUAUCAGAACCAAAAGCCCCCUCCCCUGCACACUGGGGCGGACUGGAAGGUGGUGCUGCAUCUCCCGGAGAUUGAGACGUGGCUGAGGGCUACUGCCCAGAGGGUCCGGGACCUCACCCACUCUGUCCAGCAGGACUCCCUUAACAGACAUGUGGACGUGCAUCUGGUGCAACUCAAGGACAUUUGCGAGGACAUCUCAGACCAUGUAGAACAGAUCCACGCACUGCUGGAGACGGAGUUCUCCCUGAAGCUCCUGUCCUACUCUGUGAACAUCAUCGUGGACAUCCACGGCGUUCAGCUUCUCUGGCACCAGCUCCGCGUGUCUGUCCUGGUACUGAAGGAGAGGCUUUUACAGGGCCUCCAGGACUCCAACGGAAACUAUACCCGACAGACUGACAUCCUGCAGGCCUUCUCUCAGGACCACGACCAGGCUCGCCUGAACGCUCUGACAGAGGUGGACGACUGUGGCCAGUUGACCAUUAAGUGCAGCCAGGACUAUUUCUCCCUGGACUGCGGCAUCACAGCCUUUGAGCUCAGCGACUACAGUCCCAGUGAGGACCAGGAGGGGCCUCGGGCACCAGACCAGCAGGGGACCUGGACACCAGACCAGGAGGGGACCCGGGCACCAGACCAGGAGGGGACCCGGGCACCAGACCAGGGGCCCCGCUGCAGCUACCCUGAGCUGGAGAGAGACUUCCCUGAGCUCAUCCAGAGCGUGGACCUGCUGACCAUCGCGGCCAAGCAGAACCAGACUCAGGGCGUUGUCCUGGAGCGUGAGGAGGAGGUACCGGGCACAGCCGUGGACAGACUGAAACAAGAUCCUACCGGCGCAGGCGAGGACCACAGCCCAGAGACACCACCCAGGAUGCACUGCGGCACACCGCAGAACGAGAGCCCUUCGCUCAGCAAGCGCCCCCUGCAGGGCAGCGCUAGCGACAAGGCAUCCCCCACGCAGCCCUGCCUACCGAAGAAGCCCAUGUACCUGGAGGGAGAGAAUGAGGCCAGCCUGAGAAGAUCUACCUUGCCUCCCUCUCUUCAGUUCCAGGCAGACCUGAGCAGAAGUACCCCCUCCCUCCUGGACCUUCCGGACCGCUCCAAGUUUUGGCUGGAGCUUGAUGACGUGUACCCAAGCAACGGCAGCCAGUCCUACGACAGCCUUCACGCCAUGAACGACAGGAACCUGCAGGCUAGCAGAGAGAGCCAUGUCGGGGGAUACCAGAGACAGCGGGUUCCUGAUGGAGCUGCCAUCCCCCUGCAGAGAUGCUUCUCAGAGGCAGGAGGCCAAUUCCCCCAAGACGUCUCCCCCACACCCUUCUCAGGCAGUGGGGGAUGCAACAGACACCCGGAUGAUUCACAGACCCACAGAGACACCAAUGUCCCCCGACCUUCUACUACGAAGGAGCCUUCAGACCAAGAGUCCAACGACGAAUCUGCCGUCUGGGACUCCCGUCCUUCCAGUGAGGCAGCUACCUGGCUCUUCCUGGGGCCCCAGUUCCCCCAGGCGGCCCCAGCUUCGGCCGGGUCCAGCCCUAACCCCAGCGAGGAGCGAUGGUUGGGAUCAGAUGAGUUCCUGGCGCUGCCCGCCCAGCUGAAAAAGACAGAGAUGCUAGCCUUGAAACUCGAGACGCUGGCCAAAGAGCUGCCCGAGAGGUCCAGCCGACAGGGCCGUCACCUGUCCAUCCAGGAUGUGGACGACUGGGAGCUGACCGAGGUCAACUCCGACUGGGAGGGUGAAGGUCUGGGCAGCCCCCACCUGCCUCUGGACCUCCAACGCCCCUACAAGAGGCCCUUCCGGGUGGGGAUGGGACGUUUCUCGCCCACCUCGUCCAGCGACAUAGCACCUUCCCUGGAUGAGAGCAUUGAGUCAGGCCCCCUCAGUGACCUGCUGUCGGAGGACGAGGCUUGGAGCUCCGGGGAGAGCAGGAUGAGAGAGAACAACAGGGGCUGGAGCUCCGGGGAGACCAGAGGGAGCUCUACUGGAUCCAGGAGGAGAACCAUCGACAGGUCGCCCCCCCUGCCGGCCAACGGCAGCACCACGGACCCCCACAGAGACAUGCAGUGUCAGACCUUCAUCCAGCAGCUACUGGAUGACAUCCAGCUCCAUGACAAUCACCCAGACAUAUGGGGCAAGAUAGAGGGUUUUGUGAGUAAACUAGAUGAGUUUAUCUGCUGGCUGAGGGAAGCCCUUGAGACCACAGAGAACUGGAUGCCACCCAAAGCUGAAAUGGACAGCCUCAGGCUCUACCUGGAGACACAUCUGAGCUUCAAGCUGAACGUGGAGAGCCACAGCUCCCUGAAAGACUGCGUACUUGAGGAAGGCAGGCAGCUGCUCCAAGUCAUCAUCUCCCACAAAUCAGGCCUGAGGGACAUGCUCCAGAUGAUCCUUCACCAGUGGCAGGAGCUCCAGAGGCAGAUCCGCCGCCAGCACAGCUGGAUGCUGCGCUCCCUGGACGCCAUCAAAGCCAACAUCCUGGCCACUGAGGCCAGGGCCUCUCUGGAGGCAGGGACCACGGCUCCACUGACCAGCCCCAAGGUGGAGUUGCUGCAGAGCCACCGGGAGGCCCAGAAGGAUGCCUUGGCCCAGCUGAGCCUCAAGCUGAAGAGCCAGAGGUACUGCACUGGCACCAACACCAGGACCGGGAAAGAAUACGCACAGAUGUCCAAGAACAACAGUCUGCAAGAGUUUGAGUCUGACUUCCAGGAGCUCUGGGAUUGGCUGAUGGACAUGGAGUCAGUGGUGACAGACAGCCACGAGCUGAUGAUGUCAGAGGAGCAGCAGAAGCAUCUCUUCAAAGGUAACAGUGUGGAGAUGGCCAUGUGGCUGCCUAAGAAGACCCACCUCCUGGGCUGGGCCGAGUGUUUGCAGAGGAGCGGGGCCCGACUGCCGGCGGACUUUGGCGAGCGGCUGGACAACAUGACGCGCAAGUGGCACCAGCUACAGGAGAUCCUGGGGGAGUCUUUGGGCAGCGGUAACAGUCCGUCCCAGGACCCCCGCUCCGCCCUGUCUCCUCACACCAGCAGCCUGCUGAGCCAGCUGGAGACCAGGAUCAAGGACCUGAAGGUGUGGCUGAGAGACACAGAGCUGUUCAUCUUCAACACCUGUCUGAGGCAGGACACCGAGCAGGACCUGCAGGCCGCCACCCAGCUCCAGCACUUCAAGUCCCUGUGUCAGGAGGUGCGUGGGAGGCGUAGGGGCGUGUCCUCUGUGCUGAGGCUCUGCCAGCGGCUGCGGGAGGAGCAGGAGCGUCAGGGCGGCCCGGACUCGGAGUGUCAGGCGCUGCAGCUGGUCACCGUCAACCUGGAGCGCCGCUGGGAGGCCAUCGUCAUGCAGGUGCUGCAGUGGCAGGCACGCCUCCGGAGGGCCCUGGGGAACGAUCAGGUCCCUGGCAAUAUCGUGGAGGCAGGGCUUAUGGAUCUCCAUGGUCCAGCAGAAGACUCAUGGGAGUGGGAUGAAAUGGACAUGACCAUCAUGGAGCACAUGGACCCACAGGAAUUUGAUGACAAACAAAAUGCUGAAUGUGAAUCAGAUCAAGGAUCUCCGGGGGCCUGUUUAGACUAUGACGUGUCUGAGUCGAGCCCGUGUGUCACUCAGCGAGGGAUGUCCUCGAGAGAAGCAUCCAGUGAGAUCCCCCUGCCUUCACAGCAUCCCAACAUCUAUCAGGUAUACAGCCUGCAUAACGUGGAACUCUACAGACAACCUCCCUUUCCCUCCUCGCACAAGAUAUCUUCUCCAGCCAAAGCUGGGAGAAAGCAGCCUCUUCUGAAGAGCUGGAGCAAAGACUCCUCCUUCUCAUCUGUGGAGUCGCUGCCAGACCUCCUUGGAGGUUUGCUUGGAGGUGGGAGGCAAGGGUGCCACGGCGGGGAGUCCACCCGUAGAUCAGAGAGCGAGAGUGGGAUAGUCAGCGAGGGUGACACGGAGAACACGGCCAAUUCGGAGAUCUGUAUGGACGACCCCAGGAGAGGUGGGCGCGCCUCCCUUACACCACCCACCGGAGGUUACUCUCCUGGGGAAGAGGAAGAUGAGAGAGACAGGAUGUGUGACGAGGACAUUGACAGGAUCCUGGAGCGGGCCAACAAGGUAGCACUGUACGGGGACAGCGUGGCCGGGAUGGCGCCGAAUAAAAGAGACAGCGACCAAAGCCGAUGCAACGCUGGGAAGAAGACAAGUGGAGGAGAGGAGGAGGCUGGAGGAGAGGAGAACUGGAGGGGACACACUAGAGAGCCCAACGUUGAGAUCCUGAUCAACGGACGUGGCCUUGGCCUUGACUCCCAAGAGAAGGGUGAGAAGAGAGAGACACAGGGGAAGGGCAGGAGAGAUAGAAAGAUUCCCCUUCUGUCUCAGGGGUCCUCCCUCGAGUCCCUAUCCACGGCAGGGGAGCUAUUUCCAUCCACCAAAGACUCUCUGCAGCGUUCCACGUCUCUGGAGAGCUGGCUAGCCCCAUGUAAAACCUGGGAGGAGGCAGAGGGAGAAGGAGGCAGCCAGGGAAGCAUUAUGGAGUUGGGCACGCUCACAGGAGCCACACAGCCCACUGGGGAGCUGAGCCGCAGGACUCUGGAGCUCCUCAAACGCCUGGAGAACAUCCAGACCCCGCUACAUGACCUCAAGAUGACACGCAGCGUCUCCGACAUCACCCUGCAGAGCAGCAGCUCCCUGCACCUCCCGGCGGCGCGUUACGGGUCUGGGGAGAGCGGGCGCGCCGGGCGUCUCUUCAGGAGCCGGGGAGGUCCCCCGUCCUCUGUCAACGAGAGCUCUGCGGCGUCUCUGACCGAGCUGAGCAGCACGGAGGACUCCUCUGUGGGCUCUGAAGACCUGGCCGUGCUGAGGAACCGCUGCUGCCUCCUGGAUUCCAACGCCUCCUUCAGGAAGCACCUCCACCGGACCCAGGCGGGAGGUCACCGCGGGGGUCACGACGAAGCUGAUGCCAGCGUCAGCAUGGUGGUCAACGUGUCGUGCACCUCCGCCUGCACGGACGACGAGGACGACAGCGACCUCCUGUCCAGCUCCACACUGACCCUAACAGAGGAGGAGCUGGGUAUCAAGGAGGAUGACGAGGAGGAGUCUUCAGUCACCUCUGAGGAGGAAUACAUGGAGAGCUCCUUUUCCCUGGGCCUGGAGUACAUGAAAAACGAGUUCCACAACUGGAUCCAGAAGCCCUCACGGGUGGAGUCUGGCUCGGGCCGGGACAAGAAACAAGGGGAUGACCCUCUAGGGGAUGAGCUGCAGUGUGGAACCCUUUCCAGAAACAGUCCUAACACGCUGUCUCUAGGCAACGAGCGCUGUUCCUUCCUGAACCGCUCUGCGCUGAGGCUUCUGGAGUCCCACACUAACAGCAACAGCAACGUGAAGAAAGAGUGUAUCGGUACACAGCGUGAGGUGGUGGACACCAACCGGAAAAACGCCACGCGGAGCUACAUCAGCCAGUUUGUAGAUGACAUGGAGAACGGCAACGUGGACAACUCUCCCGUCAAAGGGAAGGACGAGGACGAUGAGCUGCUGAGAGAGGAGGGGAGCCUCUUCACCAAGAAAGGCGAGUGCUUCAAGGACUGCUACGCGAAUGAUUCCUCACUCAACGGAGGGCGGGACCAGAGUGGGGGUAUGAUGACGGCCACCACGCCUUCCUCCUGUGAGAUGCUGUCCCAGCUCCAGGUCAAACAGUCGUCUCUGGAGGGUCAGCUCCGGGGAGAGAUCCCCUGCCACAGCUCAAGCCACCCCUCCCCGUCGCUCUCCCCCACGGAGGACUGUCGACGCUCCCCCGAGCACCUCCCCACUCUGCAGAACAACAGCCAGGAGGACCUCUUCUCCUCCUUCCUCACAAAUGACCACACCCACCAGAGCAGGAGAGAUUCUGUCACCAACCCCGGCCCAGAACCCAUCUCAGAGGGCCCGUGCUGCAGCCGACCUCAGCCACCCCCACGCAAGGACCAGAACUGCCAGGAGAAUGUGCACAACUUUGUGAUGGAGAUCAUCGACAUGGCCUCGGUGGCUCUGAAGAAGAACAAGAGCCAGAUGGAUGACCAAGAGAGACCGGGUCAAACUGGUGCCCAGAUCAGGGACAAAGUCCUGGAGCAUUCCCACCGGCCCAUCCACCUCCGCAAGGGAGACUUCUACUCCUACUUGUCCCUCUCUUCCCAUGACUCAGACUGCGGUGAGGUCAGUGUCUGCCUGGACAGCAAGAGCACCACGCCUUUGCUGUCCACUUCCCCCGAUAUCCGGGAUGAGGAGAUGCUGUUUGAGGCCUGCACUGAGGAGGUGUACCUGGGUCCUCCUCUCUGUUACAGCAUGGCUGUCACUAAGAGGCCGAAAAGAUCCAGUCCCAAACUAAUGGACUACUACUCCUCCUCUCCCCCUUCUGCCCAGAGCCAGAGUCAGAGCCAAGCACCUCUGCCCGCCUGCAAUGAAUACCAAAAAGCACAUGGUAUUUUUCCUGGAAGUAUAGCUGGAUGCCAGCUAGAGUGCCAUAAUGAAGCUUCUUAUCUUAAUCCUUUACCAUGUGAAACCCUGAUAGACACUGUUGAAUGUUUUGCAGAUACUAAAAUGCUUGAAUCCAAUAUUCCCCCUGUAAUGACUAAGAUAAGAGUCUCUUGCUCCAGUACAAAUCCUUUAAAAGAGGAAGGCAGCCUCUGUAUUAAUCCCAAAAUUAACUGUCCCCCGAUAAGAAGGAGCGAUAGGGAUGAAAAAGGGCCUGCUUCACAGUGGAUGAAACAGAAGAAUGUCAGGAAAGGCCGCAGCUCUCUUCAGGAAGUCAAGUCAACUCAUAAACAGCAGCAGUCACCAAGGUCAGGCCGGGGUAGUGGCGAGAACGGGGGCCGGAGCCUGCAGAGCGUGGGCCCCGUUCCUGGCAGCUCACCCGCCUCCAAGGCUGGGACCGCUAGGCCUCAAGUCAGGAGACUAUCUGGGUGCGUGGCCUCGUCCAGCUCCAAGGCCCAGCAGUGAGACCAGGCUCUGUGUGUGUGCGUGUUUGUACGUAUGUGUGUGUGUAUGUUUGUGUGUGCGUGCAGUGUCCAUCCUGGUGGCUUGUGGCCUGUGCGGGUCUCUCCCCUCCUCCCGCUGUUUCCAUGGUGCAUGGCUCUGUCCAGCCUGCUACUCCAGCUCCCCUCCCCUUCCUCCUUUCUGAAGUAACGCUGACCCCUGACCUUUGACCCCUCAGCAAACCCCCCCCC